This is a messenger RNA of Hymenoscyphus albidus, 393 nucleotides long. Lineage: Eukaryota; Fungi; Ascomycota; Leotiomycetes; Helotiales; Helotiaceae. The record is from the annotation of a GenBank genome assembly.
AUGCGCAUCCAUCUCUCCCUCCUCCCCCUCCUCACCCUCCUCACACACACCCAAGCCCUCGGAAACGGCGUCGACAUCCUCGUCGGGCUCUUCCAAAAAAUCGGCGACGAAACCGACCUCAAGACACACAUCAUGAUCCAAAUCCAGCCGACAGGAAAGCGCAUCGAAAUAACCGACCCGCUCUUAAAACAGCUUUUCACCAAGAGCGUCGCGUCCUUCAAAAUCGCCUCGCGGUGCAACGAGAUCCGGGAUGAACGGUGCGACUUUUUUGACGGCGAGACGGUCCUAGGGAAAGAUUUGUCGGUCGAUGAAUCGGUUUUGCCGAAUGGGCUUUAUGGGUCGAAUGCGACGAUUACGGCGAUUAGUUGUACGAUGGGGAUUAUUAAAAAAUAG